CCAGAAACAAUUAAAUUGACAUUCUUAAACAAUAAAGAGGACAUUCGAUGGCUAAGUGCUGGCAGCUCGGCGAGACAUCGUCAAUCUAUCUUCACAGACGCAGAACGAUAUGAAAUGAGUCGUCAAGUCGUUUCAUCACUAAACGAUCUGAGCCCCUCCCAGGCAAUAGAUGAUCUUGACAAUAACGAAUGUAACAAUGAGGAUCCCGCACCCUUCUCACUUUUCCGGGGGCCUUUCGGCGCUUCCAGAUGGUCGGAACCAGUCCAAGACGAAUCAUCUGUCUCUGAUUUUGAAGACAUACCAAGCUCGUUGGAUGGAUGGUUUGAGCAGCUGGAGCAGAUACCAAGGAGUGAUGAUCUCAGCCAUUCCUUUCUACCACUGGAUACAAUGGAUACCAAUGUAUAUGAACACAUGUACCUCGAGGAGCUCCCUUCACACGAUACUGAAAUCUAUCCGACUGAGCCCACACAACAUCCGGAACCAAGCCUGUCUUUGGCUGGCGGGAAUAUCGAAGGCUGGACACUUCUUUCACAUUACAAAGACCGGAUCAUUCCUUUGAUCUCGCCGUUACGACGUGGACAAGAGACUCCUUGGGUCAGCCUUGUGCUCCCUUGCGCAGUAACGACGUUGGGAGAGCUAACUCUAAAGGGAACUGUGAACCAUGCCAGAUUAGCUCUUCUAAAUGCUGUGUGGAGCACUAGCGCAUUUCACAUCGGCAACAACUCGACUGGGUGCUUUGACCAAUGGAAAGUAUCAGGCGAACAAUAUCUGUCUCGUGCACAGUGCCAUUUCCAGCGCUGCAUGGAGGAAGGUUGCAUGUCAAGUGCAAAGACCAGUAAAUACAAAGAAGUUCUGAUGGCAAUAUUGAGCGUUUCAAAUGCUUUUAUGAUGAAGGGAGACCCGGAAGAACGGCGAGCUUGGCUCGUGCAGACGGAGAAAUUCAUUUGUGUGAAGGGCCUCAGCCAACCGAAAUUGUCGGCCAAAAAAAGGGCAUUGCAUCACUGCUACGCGUAUAUGCGAAUAAUGGCCGAGACAACAUGUAUAGCGGGGACCUUGGCCACAAACGCGAUUGAGCCGGGUUCCACGCUGUACGACGAGACACCUUCGCUAUAUGGCGGUGAUUUUCGAAUAUAUCCCAAUCAGGAGUUUUCCGCGACUGCUAUGCUCAUAGAGAAGGAUCCUGAGAUGGCUCAGCGAGACCUUCACCUCGCAAUACCUGGAUAUUGGAGCUCUACACUGUUUCCUACCGUGUAUGGUGUCGAUGAGAUAUUCUUAAUGCUUCUUUCACAGGUCAUCAGACUGGCCAAUGAAAGAGACUUGUCAAUGAUGUCUGGUGAACUGGCUGACGCCCGCCUGAGCUUGAAAGAGUUCUGGACUCGGGCCAAAGCUUUAGAAAGGGCAAUCGAUCAUCUUCUUUCACGUCCAUGCUAUGUUCACUCUCAAGCAAACACUCAACACCCACGGUCAACAGUCACAUCCACUGCUCAAGCAAUGUACAAUGCCCUGUUAAUCUUCUUCCACCGCCGAAUAUACGAAAUUGACUCGAGGAUGCUUCAAGGCAAAGUUGAUGAGAUGCGACGCUGCUUGAUAGAAGCCAAACAGGAGGAAGGAUACCACGAUGACAGUAAUAGUGCAGCGUUGAUAUGGCCGGCUUUCAUCGCGGCUUGUGAGGCUAUCGCACCAGACCUACAGUCAUACUUUUCGACGUGGUUUGAGCUAUGUGCCCGAACUACUGCCUUAGUCCAUGCAUCAGUUGCGAAGACAAUAUUCCAAACGAUAUGGAACAAGAGGAGUCAAGCUAAUGGGUAUGAUGACGCCUGUAGCUGGCCAGACAUCCUACGCGAUGGAUCUAUACGGUUUAUGUGUGUAUGA
This is a messenger RNA of Penicillium brevicompactum, 1872 nucleotides long. RefSeq names its product fungal specific transcription factor domain-containing protein. The record is from RefSeq and is a predicted model, not a curated record. NCBI's taxonomy places the organism in Eukaryota, Fungi, Ascomycota, Eurotiomycetes, Eurotiales, Aspergillaceae. Gene Ontology annotation, molecular function: transcription cis-regulatory region binding; DNA-binding transcription factor activity. The transcript is spliced from 3 exons. The annotation marks the transcript as partial. Gene Ontology annotation, biological process: positive regulation of transcription by RNA polymerase II. Gene Ontology annotation, cellular component: nucleus.